Molecule: messenger RNA, 1159 nt
Organism: Cuscuta europaea
Lineage: Eukaryota; Viridiplantae; Streptophyta; Magnoliopsida; Solanales; Convolvulaceae
Source: the annotation of a GenBank genome assembly
GAAUUUUUUGUCAUUUCAAUUCAACCCUCCGCCCUUUAAAACUAACCCAUUUCUCUUGCUUUUUUAUCGUCUAAACAUAACCCAUUCCUCGCCUUCAAUUCAAUCAUAAUAAUCUCCACAAAUCUGUUCCAGCAAAUCGAUCUUUUCCAGAUCCAUGGCGGAAGAGCACGGAUUUCAAGCAUCGGAGGGGCACCGUUUAUGCGCCAAUAAUUGUGGGUUCUCCGGUAGCUCCGCCACCCAGAAUUACUGCCCCAAAUGUUAUCGAGACAUCUUCCUUAAACAGCACGACCAAACGAAACCCACAAAUUCGGCCGAUUCAAUACUGCCGGCUCAGGUUUCUCAACCAGCCAUCUCUUCAUCUCCGGCAGGACCCCCGAGGAAGAUAGCGGCGCCGGCGGCGGAGGUGCAGCUUCCCGCGAACAGGUGUUCGACGUGCCGGAAAAAGGUCGGGCUUACUGGGUUUAGGUGUAGGUGUGGGGUCACCUUCUGUGGGAGCCACCGGUACCCGGAGAUGCACGGCUGCACCUUCGAUUUCAAGGCUGCCGGAAGAGAAGCCAUCGCCAAGGCCAAUCCUCUGAUCAAAGCGCAGAAGGUGGAGAAGAUAUGAUCUCAGGCUCUAUCAGCCGUUGAUGGCUACCAGUUUCUCGAAAUGCACGGCCAUGAUUGAAUAUGACUGGGUCAAAAGUCGAAACCGCCAUGGAAAAAGUAAAGAAGAAGAAAGAAAAAGAGUCGUGUAAUGACACGUCAAGACGCGUGGCGGUCUAAAUUUAUUUCCACUCUCGUUUCAUUUGAUUAUUUUUGUUUCAUUUUUUAUUUUUCUCUAUGCUGCUCCGUAAGAUUUUACCACUGGUAUGUAAAAAAGCACAAAACGAAAUUGCAAAAACCGGAAAAGUUCAUACAUACCUAAAGGAUGUUUUUACUUGCUGUAAUUUCUAUGUAAUGUUUUUAGUUUAAGUUUAGUCUGGUCUGGUUUGGUGUAAUCUCUGUGUAUUUUAUAACUACGUAAAUCAAGUCUGGUUUGUUUAAUUCUGGUCUGGUCUGUUUAAGUUUGAUUUGGUCUGGUCUGAUCUGGUCCUAUUUGAACCUCUUUAGGUUGUGAGUUCUUGUAACAUCACGAUUAUCAUUAAUGAUAUUUUUUAACAUCAAAUAUCCAUAAAAA